Exaiptasia diaphana is the source of this 11677-nucleotide messenger RNA. Its product is annotated as protocadherin Fat 4. The record is from RefSeq and is a predicted model, not a curated record. Bases 194 to 10666 code for a protein of 3490 amino acids. NCBI's taxonomy places the organism in Eukaryota, Metazoa, Cnidaria, Anthozoa, Actiniaria, Aiptasiidae. Gene Ontology annotation, cellular component: cell-cell junction; plasma membrane. Gene Ontology annotation, molecular function: calcium ion binding. Gene Ontology annotation, biological process: homophilic cell-cell adhesion; cell-cell signaling; multicellular organism development. The transcript has 36 exons.
CAUCAAAUGCAUGAACUCCAUAUAAGGGCUAUGUAUACAACAGGAUCUAAYGUGACUUUGAACUCUUGUGACACGGGAUCACUCUGACACGCCUACGUCUCUCAGUGUUUAUAUAUCAGAGGUUGAAAGGCACUAUUACACUUUAGUAAUAUAUGAUACAACGAAGAGGCUGAUAUAUAAGAACUAAGAGAAAAUGAAUCCUUCAACAAUUCUUCGUUUAUUAUUUCUCCUUUAUUAUUCUGGAAUAGCGUCAUCUGCAAGAUCAUUUCGAAAAGGUGAAACCUAUCCAAAAUAUAAAACUGAAAUCGAAGUCUGCGGCAGUAUUAGAGACGUAAUAAAGAGAAAUUCGGCCAGGUUUCUUAAGAUAUUAGUUCGUAACACAAAUUCAGAGAUAGUGUUUACUAAUGACGAUGCGAGAAGAAUGACUGCAAGAGCGAAGAGCAAGCUUGACGUGCUUGCCUCAAGGGUGGCAAGUCGAUGGGAUAGAAAGAAAGUUAAAGUUUUGAAAGCAUGGACGGAUGUAGUUGUACCAAACCAUAUUUCGCUUCACUACGAAGGUCGAGCUUUUCAGUUGCAAGUCAGCGAUAACGACAAUAGUAAGCUUGGAGAGUUAGCUGGCUUGGCAGUCGAGUCUGGUUUUGACUGGGUUCACUACACGACGAACAACUACGUCUACGCUAGUGUCAUACGAGAUGUGUGUCARACUUCAGUAGAUCUAGCAUUCAUUCUCGAUACAUCAGGCAGCGUUGGCUCUUACAAUUUUGAAAAAAUCAAAACUUUCGUCAAGAAAGUCGUCGAUUUUUUCAACAUUGGUCCUAAAGGAACUCACGUUGCCGUCGUAACGUAUUCCACAUGGUCACAAGUAGAAUUCCACCUUGAUACGCACACCACUAAGUCGGCCUUAAAGAACGCUGUCAAUCAAAUUGUUUAUCGUGCUGGAUGGACGUACACUGGCGAAGCUAUUCGCCUGACCAAAAAUAAUGUAUUCUCGACGACAUAUGGCAUGAGACCCGACAAAGGAAUCCCAAAAGUUGCAGUCCUUCUAACAGAUGGCUACUCCUCGGACUACACCGCUCCUUCCGCAGCAACAUCCAUCAAGAAACAUGGCAUUAACAUGUUUUGUAUUGGCGUCGGCUCGAGGACCAAUAAACAAGAACUGAAUGCCAUUGCAUCAGAUCCAGACAAGGAUCACGUGUUUAGUUUGAGUAACUUCAAUUCUCUGUCAGCRUGGGUUGAUAAGCUCAGUGCUGUUUCGUGUGAUGAGGGGGCUUCAGUYUCCGCCUGUGACGAUACCAUAUCCAGAGUCGAAGGGGGCUCAUUUCURUACUUCAGAACAGAGUUUGUCUCUGUAACAAACGGAAUUUCUGUUGAAGUUCAGGAUACAAAAGGUAUUAGUCACUUGUACGCUUCACUGACGAACAAAAACCCAGGACCAAUGGAYCCAGGCUCUUUGAAAAACGAGAACGAUGCAUCGCCAAGAUCACUUCGCCUUCAGUUUUCAUCGCACCGUAGCAAUAAACAGAUAGUGUUUGUUGCCGUGCAAGGACAAAAGGAUGUCAACGAAUUCAAGCUCUCGAUGUGGGAUACUUUAUUUUCUCGUGAUAGUUACAMUGUUACAAUUGAAGAGGAAAAACCAGCGGGAAUGUUCGUGAAACAAGUCAAGUCUUCUGUAACCCAAUACAGGCUUAGAUACUCGUUGAUCAACAACAGAUAUCCCUUUAAGAUCGAUUCCACAACGGGUAGGAUCACAACCACUGCCAAAUUAGAUCGUGAAAAGACACCCCGUUACGACUUGACUGUCCUGGCACAAGACGUAUACAACGCAUGCCACAAAGGACGWACAGUCGUGAUAGUAUUAUUAAAAGACAUUAACGACAAAGUUCCAAAAUUCAAACAAGCGAAGUACUAUGCGAAUGUCAAUGAAAACAGACCUUCAGGUACUUCUAUUACUAUAGUUACUGCAACAGAUGAAGAUUCUACUUCAGUACUUGAAUACCAUUUGGUCAAUGGUUUCGGCAAGUUUGUCAUUGAUAAAAGUACCGGUGUUGUAAAAACCACUGAUGUACUGGACUAUGAAAAGCAAGCACGAUAUACGUUAGAGAUUGGCGUUACUGAUGGUCACUAUACUGCCAAAACAUUCCUUGAAGUCAACGUUGUGGACAUUAAUGAAAAACCCUACUUCCGACUUAGCUGCGCGCAAGCUGGACAUUGCGAAUUUAAAGUGAGCGAGAAUGAUACAUCAACUGUUAACAAGCCAAUUGCUUCCCUUGAUGCUACAGACCCUGAUAACGGUCAACUAACUUACAGUCUGAAUCAAGUUGAAGAUAAAGACGUCUUCUCGAUUGACUCUACUGGUAAAAUCAUCCUUCGUAAGAAACUUGACAGGGAAACAAAAAGCCAGUAUAACUUUAUGGUCUCAGUAAAGGAUAAUGGCCGACCUGUUCUUGAAGAAAAGACACAUGUUAAGAUUAUUGUAACUGAUAUCAAUGACAAUGCGCCGGUUUUUCCUCUUGGUAAUUAUGUUGGCAGUGUGUAUGAGAAUAGCUACAUUGGUCGACAAGUCAAGCAAGUGCUGGCUUAUGAUCCCGACGCUGGCAUCAAUAGUAAAUUAACCUACAGUCUAGUAGCUGGUGAUAYACAAUACUUCACCRUCGACCCUGGCACUGGAGUAAUUCGUACCAGGAAAGUUCUCGAUCGUGAAUUGAAGUCAUCAUAUCGAUUAACGCUUCGUGCUGUAGAUGGUGGCGGYCUUAAAGGAGAAACAUCAGUUACUGUCAAUGUGUUGGACACUAACGACAAUCCUCCAGUAUUUAAAGCAAAGUCGUAUACUGAGAAUCCUCGAGAAGACGUAAAGAGAGGGAGCGUUAUCGCUAGCGURGGCGCUACRGAUUCCGAUACAGGAAUUAACGCAGAACUCAGAUACAACAUCCUAAGUGGGAACGUUGACAAUACUUUUGGCAUUGAUUCCAAGACUGGAGUUGUUACAUUACUAUCAUCACUAGACUACGAGAGAAGGAGAUCAUAUGUACUAACCCUCWUGGUAUCGGACCGAGGCUCUCCAGCUCUCUCAAACACAGCAACUCUGAAUGUGAACGUGGUUGAUGUCAAUGACAAUGCUCCAGUAUUYCAGUCCAGGUCAUACCAAGCUACUAUAAAGGAGAACUCGAUUAAAGGGACUAAUGUGGUGAAAGUGUCUGCUGUUGAUCGCGAUACUGGUACGAAUGCAAAGAUACAGUACUUCAUCACCCUUGGCAACAGUGGAAGCACUUUUCAAAUCAAUCAAAAUACAGGUUUGAUUUUAAUCAACAAUCCGCCAAGCUUCAAAACCAAGAGCCGAUAUGAUCUAACAAUAGAAGCCCGCAAUCAAGGUCAACCAAUCAAAAAGGAUUCAGUACAUGCAAUUAUUACUAUCGAAGAUGUAAAUGACAACAAACCUGUGUUUAGUGCCAAUACCUACACAACUCRAAUCAGAGAAGACGCAGCGAAGGGCAUGACGGUCAUUACAGUAACCGCUAAGGAUGAUGACACCGGCCCUCUUGGUCGAGUAUUGUACAGCAUUGUGUCCGGAAAUACUGGAAACAAGUUUACUAUUGAUGGAAAUAAAGGAACAAUAAAGGUUCUCUCCUCUCUUGACCGAGAGACCACACCGUCGUUUGCACUGACCAUCGAAGCGAAAGACGGAGGUUUUCCACCAUUAAGUACAAGRUGUCGAGUCAACGUUGCAAUUAUUGACGUCAACGAUAACACUCCAGUGUUUAACGGCCCGUACRCAUUCCAUGUCGCUGAAAAUAAACUCGUAGGGGGACUAGUAGGUCAGGUUCAAGCUGUCGACCGAGACUCCGGUAACAACGGCAAGGUUUCAUAUUUAGGAACAACGGAAACUUUUAAAGUAGAUCCCAUCACCGGCAAAAUUACCAUUUUAAAAGAAUUGGACCACGAAAAUCAGUCUAUGUAUUCACUAACUGUUAUCGCAAAGGACCAUGGAUCAACGCCAAGACAGACGAGCAUUGUCGUCAAGGUGAUUGUUGAUGACGUCAAUGACAAUCCGCCAAAGUUUCCCUAUGGUAUGUAUAAUUGCAGUGUAGCGGAGAACAUGGCGAAGGGGGCUGGUGUUUGUUACGUCACUGCUGUUGAUCCUGACUCAGGGUCGAAUGGAAAGUUGUAUUACACAUUAAGUGGUGGGAGCGGCAAAUUCACUAUUAACACGGCUACAGCAGAAAUAACCACAACAMAACCACUUGACAGAGAAGCAACUGGGUCCUACCACCUAGUGGUGACAGCAAAAGAUGGACAAACGCGUAGACUCAAGCGGUCAGCUGGGCCACCGUUUAGCGACUCAGUCGAUGUUUACGUGACCAUUGAUGACGAAAAUGACAACGCUCCAACGUUCGAUGGUGCGCCUUUCAAGUUCAAUAUUAUCGAGACGGCCCUMCGAGGUGCAUUUGUCGGUAAGGUGUUGGCAAGUGAUGCUGAUACUGGUAUCAAUGGAAAACUGUCGUUUACUAUCGCCAGUGGGAACACGGCCUCAGGGUUUUCUAUUGAUUCGCAAAGCGGCGUGAUCUCAGUUAACAGUGCUCUUGAUCGAGAAACAACGGCCAGCUAUUCUCUUACGAUUCAAGCAAGGGAUUCUGGGAAACCUCCACAAUCGRCCCAAACCGUUGYAGUAAUAACGGUAGAUGACGUCAAUGACAACUCACCAGUAUUUGACAGGAAAAUGUUUUACGGUAAAAUUCGRGAAGAUGCCUCGAUUGGAUCUUCAGUUCUACAGGUAAUAGCCUCUGAUAAAGAUACUGGCUCCAAUGGUAGACUAACCUAUCGUCUUAGUGGACGUGGAAGCGCUAACUUCACUAUCGAUUCAACGGGUUUCAUUAAGUCUGCGACAUCAUUAGACUACGAAAAAACAAGCUCCUACAUCAUGACUGUCACAGCUAGUGAUUCUGGAAAACCUUCUAAAAGCGCUACUGCGCAAGUCAACAUAACCAUCAUCAACGUCAACGAUAAUGUCCCAUCCUUUGAAUCACAGGCUCAAGUUACUUAUGUUAACGAAGACGUUGCCAUAGGAACGCGUGUUGUGAAGCUAAAUGCCACUGAYUCUGACGGCAACCUCCUUACGUUUUCCAUCACAGCCGGAAAUACUGACAGCUCCUUCGUGAUUGGUGGAGCUGAUGGUGUCAUUAGUGUUGCUAAGCGACUAGAUCGUGAAACGACUGCUAAUUAUACAUUGACAGUAGAGGCAAAGGAUGAAGAUGGCAAGUCAGUGUCGAACAAUGCAACGAUACGAGUCAUGGAUGUGAAUGAUAAUAAACCUAUAUUCACCAAAUCCCCUUACUCGGCCAGAAUCACUGAAAACCGACCAGCAGGAGAGUCACUGGUAACUGUACAAGCUACUGAUCGCGACCUAGGGAAAAACGCGGAAAUCACUUAYCUUCUUACCAAAGGAGAUAAAAACAAGUUUAAAGUCGACCCAUCAACUGGCCUCCUAUCAACCCGUGUAAGACUGGACAGAGAAAAACAAGCAUCUUACUCAUUGUUGAUAACAGCAAAGGAUCAUGGUUCUCCAAGCCAAUCAUCUGUUGCCCAGGUAACGGUAACAGUGGAUGACGUCAACGACAACUCGCCCAGKUUUCCUCAAAACAGCUACGCCGUCUCCGUGGUGGAAAACACAGCUAGGGAUUCGGUGUUUUUACGGCUGCAUGCCGCUGACCAUGAUGAWGGUAAUAACGGGAGCRUAUCUUACGCUAUUAAAUCAGGCAAUACUAACAACGCCUUCAAGAUUGACUCCAAUACUGGAGAAUUGUCUGUCGCUGCCUCAAUCGACAGGGAAACUAUUGCAUCAUACARUGUGGUGAUCACGGCCAGUGAUGGAGGAACACCUCCCCGGUCUUCCAGUACAACCGUUAAAAUAACUAUCAUUGAUGAAAACGACAACAGCCCUAAAUUCACCAAUCAAAACACAACAUUUGAUGUUAAGGAAAAUUCAUCUCCUGGCACUCAAGUAGGCGUUGUCAAGGCGACGGAUGUUGACGUAGGCAUUAAUGCAAAGAUUGUAUUCGCAAUCCUGAAAGGAUCUGCGGGGACGUUUGCUAUUGACCCAACAUCAGGGGCAAUCACUAUAAAUGGAAAGAUAGAUCAUGAAACCAAGCCCAUGUAUUCGYUGACCAUACGAGCUACUGAUAGUGGCUCACCACCUAUGUUCACUGAUAAGGUAUUCCAAAUCAAUGUGGAAGAUGUCAACGAUAAUCCUCCCGUAUUCGACAAGCUCACUUAUAAAGUGGGYAUCGCAGAAAACUCUUCUCUCAACACACUUGUUGUAACUGUAAAGUCUACUGAUGCUGACACUGGAUCAAAUGCAAUGGUGCGUUACCAGAUAGUCAGCGGUAAUACACAAGAUACUUUCUCUAUCAAUCCACAAACCGGUGCCAUAUCAACAAAGUCUGCUCUCGACUACGAGACAAUAGCCACAUACAAACUGAACRUCAGCGCAACGGAUACGAAGUUUACUGCUUUCACCAGCGUCAUGAUUGAUGUCAUUAAUAUCAACGACAACCAUCCUAAAUUUACCCAGAAAACCUAUCGCGGUAGCGUCCUGGAGAACUCGGCCGUAUUAACGUCAGUGGCUCAGGUGUCAGCUACAGACAAAGACGCUUUUGGUGGAUUGAUUUAUUCACUGAAUACAAGUGGUGUUGAUAGUGAUAAGUUUAACAUUGACCCAUCCAGCGGUCUGAUAUCUACUGCCCAAACCCUUGACCGUGAAGCUAAGGAUACCUACGUCAUCCAGGUCAUUGUUAAAGACCAAGGCGACCCUCAGCUUUCUGACGUCGCCUUAGUUUCCAUCAAAGUCAAUGACGUCAACGACAAUGCACCUCAGUUUAAUCAAAGUUCAUUUUCGUUUGAUGUUCUUGAAAAUGUAACCGCUGGAACGCCGGUAUUUCAGGUUCAUGCAACCGACCGUGACAUUGGAACGAAUGGCAAGAUUUCUUAUAGUUUAUCCCAGCAAGUUUCAGCUUUCACAAUCGACGCUACAUCGGGAAUCAUUAACACAAAUACUAAACUAGACCGAGAGACAACGCCCAGCUAUACUUUCCUGUGCACAGCCACCGAUCAUGGAAACCCCAGUCUCAAGAUAUCUGUUUCAAUCCGCGUAACCUUACUUGAUGUAAACGACAAUUCGCCUAAAUUUGAGAACAGUGAUUAUCACGUGACGGUGAGCGAAGAUGAGGCUGUAGGGUCAGUAGUUUCUGAAUUACUGGCUACUGAUCCUGAUAUCAACAAAGCUGGUGAAGUCGUGUAUAGUGUAACUGGUGGCAACAAAGAUGGCGUCUUCACUAUUGGUAACAAGACAGGCAUCCUUUCCCUUCAAAAACGUCUWGACCGUGAGGUAAAAGACAGCUAUCUGCUUAUGGUAAUGGCAUCUGACUUGGGGACCCCUCCCAGGUCAACAACUACUAAAGUCAACAUCACCAUUCUUGACGUAAAUGACAAUACGCCAGAAAUAAACAAUGCAACACUUAACGGUGGCGUGAAGGAAAACGAGCCUGCAGGCACAUAUGUCAUGCGUUUAUUAGCCACAGACAAAGACUUGGGAGUCAACUCGCAGCUUUUCUUCGAGCUCAUAACGGUUGAGUACCAAAGCUUCUUUAACUUGAACAGAACUUCAGGAGUAAUCAYCACAAAGAAAAAACUCGAUCGAGAGACUCAAGCGAGCUUCACUUUGAAGGUCCGUGUUUCAGAUAUGGGAAGACCUCGGUUGACGUCAUCAGCUGACGUAACUAUUAACGUCAUCGACGUAGACGACAAUUGCCCGGUUUUCCAGCCUUCAGUAUACAAUGUCACUAUUCGUGAGAACGAGAAGCGAGGGACUCAUAUUGUGUUUGUGUCAGCUACUGAUGUUGACAAAGUUGCAAAUGAUAUUAUGGACUACAAGAUCAAGUCCGGGAUGCCUGGAGGCGAGUUUAGAAUCAACAGGAGUACAGGAGAGAUCACUGUGGAUAAUAAUGUGGAUCGAGAGACCUCACMAAUGUUUAGCUUGACAGUUCGAGCAGGACAGGCAAAGUGUGACGAAAGCGAUAAGAAUGAUACAGAUACUGAGGGUGGGGGUACAGAUGUGCUAUCUACCGCUAGUGCUAUUGUCUAUAUCAAUGUUCAAGACGUCAACGACAAUGCGCCAAGGUUUGAUAAAAGUUCGUACGAAUAUGACUUUAAAGAUAUCAAGACAACAGAACUCUUCACAAUCACUGCUACAGAUGACGACUUGGGCUCUGGUGGUAUGAUUGAAUACAGACUUGCAGGGCAAACUGAGAUCGGCGGCAAUCGUCACCUUGUCGUAUCAGCCAGAGAUCUGGGCACACCAAGCCUUGAGCGGAACGUGACUGUGGUCGUAAAAACGAGUUUGGCUUGUGAGGCGAUGGUUUUUGACGUCAAUAAGAAAGGAAAGAUAUCCACAAAAACACUGUGUCGRUUUGACCAAAAACCGUCUGCGGGCAUCGUGAACUCUGGUCGUCCCCACAAGUUGUCUUGUUCUGCCAACGGCAACACAAUCCCUGAAUACCGCUGGAUGUUAAACGGUCGGUUCGUAAGCAGCUGGUCACGUGAUGGGGUAUAUUCUGUCAAGACCUUGACUCAGGAUGAUGAGGGAAGCUAUUCAUGUCUUGCCCGUAGUGCCGCUGGUUUGAUUCAAUCUGASCAAGUAACGCUCACUGUUUAUGAUGUCCCAGUAGUGAUCGCGCAUCCAGAGAACUCCUCAGUAUCUAUUAAAGGAACARCAACCCUGGAAUGCCUGGCUAAAGGUGACCCAGAACCAAGCUACCAAUGGUACAAGAACGGAGCGCUUUUACCACCAAGUGAUGGCAUCGCUUCAACAACCGAACCUAAGCUAGUUAUAGAGAACGCUAUCCCACAAGAUGAGGCCUGGUACCGAUGUCUYGUGGCUAACCCGGCCAAGAGAGACGGAGUGUGGUCUAAGUCUGCAUUCCUGAAAGUGUACGCCCCAAAAGCCUUGGUGAACCUUGAGAUCGCCGUCAGUAAACCGCAUCCAGACAGAAGAUGUCACGUGUUUGAUGUUGAAAAAUUCAAGUCGAUGCUGAAUAAAGUUGUCGAGGCACAAGCAACGUUUACCAAUAUUUCUGCUGAUGGAAUGUGUAAACCCGAUCCUUGCGGUGAUUGUCAAAACGGUGGAAUCUGUGAAAAACAAGAGAAUGGUGACCACACUUGUGUAUGCGCACCCGGAUGGACCGGAAGYCAAUGCACGGUUGACGUUAAUGAGUGUCUUCGAGUUCCCUGCCUCAAUGGAGCUUGCCAAAAUAAAGACGGAACAUACGAGUGCGCAUGUUCCAAAAACUUCACCGGUAAAAAUUGCAAUCUKAAAGAAAACGCAUGCGCAAACAACCCAUGCAAUAAUAGCCAUGUAUGUGUGCUGUCUGAACUGGACGUCAAUGGCUUUAAAUGCGUUCAUGAAGACGAGCAAAUAGAGAUGACUUAUAAGCAACCUGUUGACAAGAGUAAAAGUUUUGAUGUUGAGAAAGAAAUUGAGGGUUUGAUUAAAUCUGCUCCUAACUCAAACGUGGAUAUUACUACGAGACGAAGGCGGAAAAGAAACAUUCAAAGACCUGACUAUGGCUCAUGCGCGGUGCGAAUAACAUACUACUCUGAUAAUCGUGUCCGGUUCGUCCUACUUUGUCCRUCAGGUGUUAAUGUCACCUUCAAAGAAACAACUCACUUUGUUUGUGGACUCCUAUUUAAACAACGUACAAGCCAUUCUUGUGGAACUCAGUCUGCUCUGGCGACUCCGGUACCACCAACAACUUACGCACUCUUGCCACCAAUGAGGGUUAAAAUCCUGCUUUUCGCACGUGACGGCUCCAAUAAAGACAUUGGGGGUACUGACAUGAUCAGCCGUCUCAAUAGUGAAGAUUUCAAGCGGGAAAUKGGAAACCAAGGAAUAGAGUUUGUAAAUGCAAAACGUGUGCAAGGUGAUUCCAGCAAACAGAGAGGCGAAGAGAAAGCCAAUGUUGGUCUUAUCGUGGGCUUGGUUUGCGUUGCUAUAGUAGCAGUCAUAGCUGUCAUCAUUGGUCUUGGAUAUGUGUACAACAAAAGGCGUAAACACCAGACCCUCGUGAACGUAGAAGACCGAGCGGUGAUGAGUCGAGGAGACAGUCGAAAACACAUGUUACAACGUAAUGUGUCGACUAAAGACAUCACCAGAUCAGAGAAGAAGUUUAUCAAUCAAGCUUUUACAGAUUCUAUKUACGAAGAGGGAGAGGAUGACCAGUUUAUGGUUGAAGUGAAACUUCCAACUAAGAAACCCACGUCAAAGGCAGUGGCUGCUCUUUGCGAGGCCCCUUAUUACUUCGACAAGAUAGCACCAAUAGAGGCAGAAAUGCUCCUUGACGAUAAGGUCCCCACUGGAACAUUCCUUGUACGGAAAGGUCUUCAAAGCGAAGAAUAUGUGCUGACAGUAAAAUGUCCCGAUGGAGGACCUAAUCACAGACACCUCAUUAUCAAACAUAACAAGGACAAGUUUGAGGUCCAGUUCGGUUCCAUGCCCCUGUCACUUGACUUUGACACAGUAAAUGACGUCAUCGAUCAUUUUCAAAAUACGCCAAUUGAAUUUGGAGGUGAUGCCCCCGAUGUGGUGCUCUCGGAUGGCUGUAAUAAAACGUUAGSAUAGACAGGGAAAAAUAAGGAUUUACUACUAAAAACGAUAAACACCAUACUACUAACAACCCAAAGCCUAAUAGCAACCCCAGCAGCCCUUACUAGACUUUUUAAUGAAAAGUGAUUUUGAAAGUGAUGAAUAGUGAACUAAGCCCAUUUAAAAAAGUCAUUAYGUCAGUUUUAAUCAAAACUUCUUCAGGUUUGUAAACAUCAGAAUAUCGGUUCCACUUUACUCAAUACUGAAUACCCAAUCCUACUGAACGUAGUACUACAUAGAUUUUAAACUUGCCURUCACUGAAAGAAAAAUAUGAACCAAUAUAUUGUCAAUCGAAUUUAACCAUUUGACAUUUCGCCAUGGCAUCUUGAAAGUUAGUCGAGCCUUUGCAUAGUAUUGAUCGAGAUCGCGAUUGAGCUUGCAAUACGUCUACGUACAAAAAUCGUUCACAUAUUGGUGAGUUUUCUAAUUUUGGGAAUUCAUUUUUUGUAUUCGAUUCACAAAUUUGAACUGCUAAAAAGGAUAAUAACGAAGAGGAUAUCUUGGCUGGAAAACUUGGAAACAAGGCGGCGACAUAUUUUUGCAAAGUUUUUGAUGCAUAUGGAGUUUUACGCACUUUUACCAAAUUAACCACGUUACACUCCCCCAUGACAUUGCAAGCAUUGCCUCGCUCUGUUUGGUGCAAUGGCUCAGUUAACAUGGACUAUUUUCCAUUCCUAUGUCAUUUUUAUUUGAUUUUUUUUCUAAAUCAAAUUCACUUUGAAAUUUUAAGUGAGUGGAGGCUAUUUUUAAACUGUGUUUAAUAUCUGCUAAAAGCUAGCGUCCGGAAAUUGGCCUUCAGAUAGGUUUCAUAAGAUGUGCAGCUAUGUCUAUUGUUAGUAAUCGGAACAGUAGUAUAACUUAGUGUURGGCCAAACUUGACGACAACAGCCUACUCCAUAAAUCGCUUUGCUAUACUUUUAUUGUAAAUACGAUGCUUGUAUAAUUAUAUUACAAAUUAGCCAAAUAAAUGUUUUUAACAAUUAAAA